This is a messenger RNA of Pleuronectes platessa (European plaice), 2552 nucleotides long. Its product is annotated as protein kinase C and casein kinase substrate in neurons protein 3. Gene Ontology annotation, molecular function: protein binding; phospholipid binding. Gene Ontology annotation, cellular component: plasma membrane; endosome; cytoplasm. Bases 281 to 1450 code for a protein of 389 amino acids. The record is from RefSeq and is a predicted model, not a curated record. The transcript has 10 exons. Gene Ontology annotation, biological process: plasma membrane tubulation; cytoskeleton organization; regulation of endocytosis. Lineage: Eukaryota; Metazoa; Chordata; Actinopteri; Pleuronectiformes; Pleuronectidae.
AGAGAGAGAGAGAGAAAAAAAAAAGAAGCCAACUCAUCUGACACAAACAGCCAAAGAAAGGGGAAGAGCAGGAGCGGCAGUGUCCAGAACGAGUGGAAAAAUCAAAGUUGGAGCGGGUGAAGGGCAAAAGAAGUAGAGUCAGGAGGGAGAGGAGCCUGAGAGUCUGCACAAAGGUUGGAGAGAAGUGGGAGCAAAGAAAGUUUUUAACCGGCACAAACCCAGGAGGACAAAAAGGGGGUUUAAGCAGAGAGGGCCCCAACAUUCAGAGAGAGAAAACAGGAUGUCGACGCUGCCGUCAGACACCAGCCCUGAAGAUGCCAACAAUCACAGCUUUUGGAUGCCUGGGAACUAUCAGCGCACUGUGAAGCGAACAGAAGAUGCGUUCCAGGCCUGCAAUGACAUCGUGGUGUGUUUCCAAGAGAGAGCUCGGGUGGAGAGACAGUACGCCCAGCAGCUCAGUGAAUGGAGCAACAAGUGGAAGCCAGUAGUGGACUCCAGUCCUCUAUAUGGAUCCCUUAUGAAGGCCUGGCAGUGUUUCCUGUCCUCCGCUGACCGGCUAGCCUCCCUACACGCCUCCAUCUGUCGCUCUCUGGUGGCGGAGGACGGAGACAAGGUCCGGACCUGGCAGAAGGACACCUUCCACAAGAAGUUAUUCGGAGGCUUCAAGGAGUCUCAGGACACUGAAACAGGAUUUGCACGUGCUCAGAAGCCGUGGGCCAAACGACUUAAAAAGCUGGACACCGCCAGGAGGGCGUACCACAAGGUGAGCCGUAAGGAGCAGAUAGCCAGAGAGCGAGAGACACACGCUCAGGGGAACCCGGAUGUGGCCAUCGACAAACAGAAGAAGAUCCAGGAGGAGAGAGAGUUGGCUCAGCAGGACGCUGACAAGGUUCGCGUACGCUACGAGAAAGUCCUGGAGGAGGUGAACCGCUACGCCCCCCGUUACAUGGAGGAGAUGGAAUCCGUCUUCGACCAGUCGCAGGAAGAGGAGCGGAAGAGGAUCGUCUUCCUCAAACAGGCCUUCCUCUCCAUCAACAAACAUCUGGAUAUCACCACCAAUGAGAGUGUGAGAGCCGUGUACAACGAGCUCCACAACACACUGAUGGCCAUCGAUGAGCAGGAGGACCUGCGCUGGUGGAAAAACAUCUACGGGCCUGGCAUGCCCACCGACUGGCCUCACUUCCAGGAAUGGACACCUGCAAAGAAAGCCAAGAAGGGGAAGAAAGAUGUAGAAAAGAAAGAAACAAAAGAAAAGAGCGUGAUGAUUGGAGGAGUGAGAGUCCGAGCUCUGUAUGAUUAUGUUGGACAGGAGACGGAUGAGCUGUCCUUUAAAGCAGGUGAGGAGUUCUUGAAGAUCGAGGAUGAGGAUGAUCAGGGCUGGUGUCGGGGGAUGAAGGACGACGGGGGGGAGGGGCUUUACCCCGCCAACUACGUGGAGGUGGUGGUGUAGCUCUUGCGUGUCGUCUGAGAAUGAAAGGUCCUGUUGGGUCACGUGGCUCAUGUCACUGUGGAAGUGGCCGCCUGGUUAAAGAACAACACGGAGCAGCUGUUAGCCGAAGAUGUGGUCUGUGACGACGGGGUGGUGGAUAGUUUAGCAUGUCGAGGUUUUUAAAGUGUAAACUCUUGAAGGAUUUUGACAAAUAUUUUAAUAUAUACAGUGUGCAUUCACCCCUUGUAUUGAAGCCAUAUGAUAAGCAAUGCUUUAAUGUAGAAAAAGAUAAAUAUGCUGGAGUCCAAAGGUACUUUAUAUAUAUAUAUAUAUAUCUAAACAUCUGGUGCUGAAACUGCAUUACACAAGUGCUAUUUUCUUUGAGCUGUUACAUUUACCUGCACCUCAACACAAUGCUAUUAAGGGCUCACAAAGCCUCACGACAUAUGAAGAACGUGAUGCUACUACUGUGAUUUAUAAUGAAUCGGAAGCAGCUGUAAGAGUGGAGUCAGUCAGCUGUGACACCUGCGUUUCUGGGUUUUUAAAGGAACAGGCUGAAAUGUUGAGGAAGGUGGUUGUUUGUUGUUUCGCCCUAAGUCGAGUCAUUUUCAGACAUGAACUCUGGGGGAUGUCCUUACAAUUGGAUCUGGACUUUCUUCAGUUUUCCUUUCACAUAUGAAAGACCCAGCUGGAGAUUGUCCAUUUUGGGGUGGUGCAGAGGCAGGAUGUAACAUAUUAAUUCCACUGCAGAGAUCACGUGUGUUUGUUUACAUCAACACCAGCGUCGGCUCUUUCCAACAAAGCUUUCUUCACAUCUUGGUGUCCGUCUUACACGUAUGUGGCAUCACUCUUUUUAAUCCAGAGAAAGACAAUUUUUUUCGUAUUCGUCUGCCUCUCAUUAGAAACGUCAUCACGCUCACUUGAGGCGAGUCCUCCGGAGAAUCAUCUGCUGUGUUCUUGCAUUGGCUCAAUAUGCAGAGUUCUUCCUCAGGGGGGCUGGCUGGAGAAACUGUAGAAAGUCCAGCUUCUCUUACAUUUGCAUUCUCACAUUCAGCCCCCCGAGACUGUCAGAUUCUCUGUAGUUCAGAAAUGUCUGAAAGCAACUGUAGAUAAAAAAGAAAUA